Molecule: messenger RNA, 1695 nt
Organism: Arabis nemorensis
Lineage: Eukaryota; Viridiplantae; Streptophyta; Magnoliopsida; Brassicales; Brassicaceae
Source: the annotation of a GenBank genome assembly
AUGGAGGGUGCUAGGGUUUCUCUUGCUUGCGCUCUACUUCUUUUCGCACUCUCUACAAUAGCUUCUGCCUCCAUUGUCGAACACACCUUCAACGUACAAAACUUAACGGUGUCCCGGCUGUGCAAACGGCAAGUGAUAACGGUGGUUAACGGAAGCCUGCCUGGACCAACGGUACGCAUCAGGGAGGGUGAUUCGCUCGUGAUUCACGUGAUCAACAAUUCCCCUCACAACAUCACAAUUCAUUGGCAUGGGAUCUUCCAUAAACUAACGGUUUGGGCGGAUGGACCAAGUAUGGUCACGCAGUGCCCAAUCCAGCCAGGCCAUAGAUACGCAUACAGGUUCAACGUCACUGGCCAAGAAGGUACCUUGUGGUGGCACGCACAUGCGUCUUUCCUACGCGCCACCGUGUACGGUGCUCUCAUCAUCCGCCCUAAAGCCGGUCACUCUUAUCCGUUUCCCAAACCCCACAAAGAGGUUCCCAUCUUAUUCGGUGAAUGGUGGAACACCUAUGUAGUGGCUUUAGAGGAGGCCGCGAUCGCCACCGGAGUUCCUCCAAACAAUUCCGACGCUUACACAAUCAAUGGUCUACCCGGAAACUUAUAUCCAUGCUCCAAAGACAAAAUGUUUACCCUCGACGUGGUGAAAGGAAAGCUAUACUUACUUCGCAUCAUAAACGCGGCAAUGAACAUACCAUUGUUUUUCAAGAUAGCCAAUCACAGGCUGACAGUUGUCGCCGCCGACGCAGUCUACACCGAACCUUACGUCACCGACAUCAUCACCAUCGCACCUGGCCAAACCGUCGACGCACUCCUCCACGCCGAUCAAUCCAUCGGCUCCUCUUACUACAUGGCGGCUCAUCCUUACGCAAGCGCACCCGCCGUUCCAUUCCCAAACACCACCACCAGAGGCGUCAUCCGUUACGGCGGCGCGUCAUAUUCACGGCGCGUGUUGAUGCCUCAACUACCUUCCUUCUUCGACACUCCAACCGCUCACAAAUUCUACACGAACUUGACCAGCUUAGUCGGUGGACCACACUUCGUCCCGGUGCCUCGCCACGUGGACGAAGAAAUGUACGUAACCAUCGGGCUCGCGCUCGAGGCAUGCGCGGACAACACAACGUGUCCGAAAUUCUCAGCUUCGAUGAGCAACCACUCUUUUGUCUUACCGAAAAAGUUGUCUAUAUUAGAAGCUGUUUUCAACGGCGUCGAUGGGAUAUUCACGAAGGAUUUUCCCGACCAGCCUCCGGUUAAGUUUGAUUACACGAACCCGAACAUAACACAGACGAACCCGGAACUUCUGUUCGCUCAAAAGACAACGAGUGCUAAGGUUUUGAAGUUUAAUGCGACGGUGGAGUUGGUGCUACAAAACCAUGCGCUUAUUGCGGCUGAGAGUCAUCCCAUGCAUCUUCAUGGGUUUAACUUCCAUGUUUUGGCUCAAGGGUUUGGUAAUUAUGACCCGACCCGUGACCGGAGCAAGUUUAAUCUCGUUAACCCGCAAUUCCGUAACACAUUAGCCGUGCCUGUUGGUGGAUGGGCCGUGACUCGUUUCACAGCUGAUAAUCCAGGUGCGUGGCUUAUGCAUUGUCAUAUCGAUGUUCACUUGCCAUUCGGACUAGGAAUGAUAUUUGUGGUUGAGAACGGACCGACGAAGUCGACCACCUUGCCACCUCCACCAUCGGAUCUUCCAACAUGUUAA